This is a messenger RNA of Penicillium malachiteum, 2433 nucleotides long. Its product is annotated as peptidase family M20/M25/M40 protein. The transcript has a single exon. The record is from RefSeq and is a predicted model, not a curated record. The coding region runs from base 1 to 2433 and encodes 810 amino acids. Lineage: Eukaryota; Fungi; Ascomycota; Eurotiomycetes; Eurotiales; Aspergillaceae.
AUGUCCGAAAAUAUCAUGAGUCCCGAGACUGCUUCGCCGUCUUUCGGCGAGCGACGUGGUCAUCAACUCACACCACUCAAGACAAACUUGGGCGACCCCACGGCGUCCAGCAAAUCCAAUGUCAAAGUGCAACGUCCACGUCCAUCAGACUAUCCUAGCACCAAUGGUUCUGAGGGGCCGGUUCCUCUCCAGAGUCCAGUACGUCGCCAAACCUCAAAAUCAAGCCUACGCAGUUUGUUCAGUCGCGACAAGUCAUCCCGCACUGCCGCGGUAGCCCCCGAUACCAAGUUGACCGAGAUCGAAGAGUCCCAACCGGUCCCAACACAGACAAUUCCAGUCUCAGAGAUGCCCUUGUCACCGGGUUUGACCAGUCCGAAUACCACAACCCCGACAACCCCAACUGCGAUUACAUCGCCGACGACACCCCGGGCUCGAACAACAUUAAAAACAUCUCGGCCUCGGCGCGCGGAAACUAAUCCAGUAUCUUCAAAGGAAAAGGAGCAAUAUGGCUGGAAACCACCACCUUUAUUCCAAGCGUACCCACAAUCGUAUAAACAUGAAACACUCACUGUGCCGGCAAUGUCGGCCGAGUCCAUUCUGCGCCUUCAUGCGACAACUGGGAGAACCGUAGUGGAGGAUGGCCGGAAUCAAAUGGGUUCAGAUGAAGCCAAGAAAAAAGAGCAAAAGGAACGAAAACAUCUUCGGACCCUUUCAGGUACUAUUAAUAAGGUGGAUUGGACACAGAAGAUCUAUGUGCUCGCCACUGCUGGGUAUCUUCUCCAAUAUGCAGGCGAAGGGAAACACGAUCGAUUGCCGGAGAAGAUGCUGCAAUUGGGACCCAAAUCAGUAGCAUUUGCUAGUGAUGCAAUUCCAGGAAAGCAUUGGGUAGUGCAGGUUUCUCAAAAUCCAGACGCAGAGUCCGUUCCAGACCAUCCAGAGCCAGCGAAGCCAAAGUUCGCAUCGCGAUUUGGAUUCCAUCGAUCCAAUCCACGUCGAUUAGCUCGCAGUUUCCUUUUAGUCUUUGAUAAUCCAGACUCCAUGAUCGCAUGGUUGAUGGCCGUCCGUGCUGAGAUUGAAAGCCGAGGUGGACCCAAAUUCGCCGCGGAAAACCAUUCCGAUGAUGACGAGGCGCCUCACCAGCUUCGAUCCAAGUCGAGUGUUCGGCAAAUGGUGAAGAAGGAUCCCCACCGUAUCUCAAGCUUGUUUCUUCAACCUCAAGCUCUCCAAUCUCCAGAUGAGGAAGAAGAUGGCCAUUCAGUGGGUGGCAUGACCUGGCAGUCACGGCGCAGUUCGUAUGUAUCUGUCGGCCAUCGCUCAACGGUCGAAUCGAGAGCUGGUUCUGUCUCCACUGGUCGUAUGGAAGCUACUACUCCUGCACACGGCAUGGAUGGCUCCUCAUCAUUUAGCUCGGCGAACUUUCCUGCCUCGCCGCCUCUGGGAAGUGGCGCUGGGGUACUUGAAGAACUGUCAAAGGCAGAGAUGGAUCCGGUGUUAGCUCGCAGCCCACCUACUUCUGGCCAGGGCAAACGACAAUCUUGGUGUGAACCCGCGCAUUUCCAGGGUAUCCCUGUACCGACUCGUCUGGAAACCUCUCACCCCAAUCAGGUUCAAUCCGGUAUCCCGGAAAGUUUGGUGCGAUGUGCUUCCCCUCCUGCUCCAAACUUUAGUGUGCCUUCAUUUAGCAAGAAGUUUACACCAAGACAAGGCACUUCAAUCUCACAAGCCUCUUCUCCUCCAUCCUCUGUCGCGGGAGUUCUCCGUCGAGGUGACAGUACGAGCAAUUUCAGCCUCGCCAGUAUCUCAUCUCCCCCACAGUCCCCGACAUAUAGUAGUACAAGCUCGCGCUAUGGAGAUUCGUCCGAGCAACCAUAUGCUUCUCUGGACGGCACACGACGCGUGUUGCGUCCUUCCAACUCAGAAGAUGCGUUAUCGAGAAUGGCUCGUUCAGCACACGGCGGUAAUGCAUUCGCGCGUGUACCCCGGCAGACUGGCCCUUCUGACAGCAGUCCUCCGGCAUCUCGUCCUCUCAGCUUGGUCGGUCGGUCUGGCCUAGGUAUUCAUACCACCAAUGAAUUACAUGCGGUGCAGAACCUUCCCCCGUUGGAGCCAACGCUACGAACCAGGGUCUCUACCGCUCAGUCAGAUUACCAGAAUGCACAAAACAUGUCUCGCCGAAAGAGCAUGCCCGGGCUCAGUCUUGGACCUCCUGUUGCUCCCCCUCCCAAUUGCCCGCUUCCUAAGAUUCCAUCACUCAUUUCUGCGCAGGCGCCGCCUCCAUGGGCUACAAGCCCUCCUGCUCCAGCGGACCGGUUUUAUCAAUCGUAUCAAGUUCGUGAACAGCUACAGGACCGACGAAAGAGUGUUCUUCCUCCUGCGACGUCCAUACCGCAAAGUGGCCCAAAAACAGCUGCCAGGCAGCUCAGAAUGAUCUAA